This is a messenger RNA of Mytilus californianus (California mussel), 2432 nucleotides long. RefSeq names its product dihydroorotate dehydrogenase (quinone), mitochondrial-like. Gene Ontology annotation, molecular function: dihydroorotate dehydrogenase activity. Gene Ontology annotation, biological process: 'de novo' pyrimidine nucleobase biosynthetic process; pyrimidine ribonucleotide biosynthetic process. Lineage: Eukaryota; Metazoa; Mollusca; Bivalvia; Mytilida; Mytilidae. The transcript is spliced from 10 exons. The record is from RefSeq and is a predicted model, not a curated record. Gene Ontology annotation, cellular component: mitochondrial inner membrane; cytoplasm. The coding region runs from base 82 to 1386 and encodes 434 amino acids.
GUUCUUGAGUUUUAUAACAUCAAAAAAUGACUUUGGGUUAACUUUCUCCGUUUAUUACAGUUAUAAAUAACAAAUACUGAGAUGAGUGGAGCAGCUAAGAAAGGUCCCGGUAAUUUGAAAUUGCUGAAAGAUGCCUUUAUUAUUACAACUGGCGGUACUGUUAUGUUUGCUGGACAUCAGAUAUAUAAAGGAAAUGAGAAGUUUUAUAAAGAGUAUGUAAUGCCGUUUUUUCAAUUGUUUGAUGCUGAAACAUCUCACAAGAUGGCAGUGAAGGCAGCAAAGUAUAAACUGGUACCCAAAUCAAAGAUUCCACCACAUCCUGUACUGGCAUCGAGAGUAUUUGACAGAGAUUUCCCUAGUCCAGUAGGGUUAGCUGCAGGUUUUGACAAAGAUGGUGAAGCUGUAGAUGGCAUGUUAAAAAUGGGAUUUAGUUUUGUAGAAGUUGGCAGUGUCACACCUUACCCACAACCUGGUAAUGAGAAACCUAGAGUGUUCAGGCUGAAAGAGGAUAAGGCAGUUAUAAAUAGAUAUGGUUUUAAUAGUGAAGGUCAUGAUAAAGUUUAUAACAGACUCAAAGUUCGAGAAGUAGAGCCUCCUGUCGUCGAGUUAUUACCACACUUUCCACAAAUGAGUGAAGAGAGAAAUAUGUUAAAUAUAAACCUAUGGACAGACACUACUGUCCCAGAUAAUACCAGAGUCCUCAAAGUUCCAGGCAUCAUGGGAGUAAACCUUGGUAAAAACAAAACCUCAUCUUAUCCUGUGGAGGAUUAUGUACAAGGUGUUAAAAAGUUUGGUAAAGUUGCUGAUUACCUCGUCAUAAACAUAUCUAGUCCUAAUACUCCAGGGUUACGAGCUAUGCAAGGGAAAGAUAUGCUGGAUACACUGUUAGAAAAAGUAUUAUCAGAGAGAGAUCAUAUACGAGGUAGAAAGCCACCAUUGUUAGUAAAAAUAGCUCCAGAUUUAACAGAUCAAGAUAAAAUAGAUAUUGCUGAAGUUAUUUUAAAUAGAAAGGAAUCUCUUGGUGGACUAAUUAUUAGUAACACUACAGUGAGUAGACCAGACUCAUUAAAAAGUCCUCAUAAAGAUGAAGUUGGAGGCCUUAGUGGAGGACCAUUAAAAGAUCUUUCUACUAAAACCAUAUCUGAUAUGUACAAGUUAACUGAAGGAAAAGUACCCAUUAUAGGAGUAGGUGGGAUUAGUUCAGGUGAAGAUGCUUAUGAUAAAAUCAAAGAAGGUGCUUCAUUAGUUCAAUUAUAUACAGCUUUAAUUUACCAGGGUCCACCUGUUAUAGGGAAAAUUAAUAGGGAAUUAUCAGAAUUAUUAAUAAAGGACGGUUAUAGAAGCAUUACAGAGGCAGUUGGAGCCAAUCAUAAAACAAAAUCAUGACAAAGAAAAGACUUAGGUGCAGUUUAUAGAAUUAAGAUUAAUAUAUGCUGGACAAUAAUGACAACAUAAAGGUCAACUCCAUGGUCAGUCUCUCUUUAUUAUGACUUAUGUCUGAUAUAACUUUGCUGCUUGAUUGUAACAAGAAAUGAAGUUUAUAAGAUUGUUUCUAUGCUAAGUGUGUCAUGAUUAACAUAUUAGAUGGUUUUGAAAGAAGAUCCCCAAAUAAGCUUGUAAUUUGGAAUUCAAUAAUUCAUUAGCUUUAAUGAGAUUUUUAAGGAUUUGGAAUUCUUAUUUUUUAUUCCUUGAAUUACUAUUUAAAACUAUAUAUUAAGCAGGUAUAAAAAUAAUUCAACAUGCUUUCUAUAAAGCAUCUGUAUAAUCUGUGGGAUAACUCCUUCUUUCAAUGUCUUAUAAAUCUCGAGUAUUUGGUUGAAAUAAUGAUAUAGUUAAAUGCAUGUCAGAGUAUAAUUUGGUCAUUAUAGAAUGAGGAAACAUUAUUUUGUCUUCUUCAAAAAUUCUUUUGACAGCCAAGAAAAAAAUGUUUUUGAACAUUUUAUGACAAACCAAUAGACACCUGGGGAUUAUUUUCACAAUUCUAUUUUUUGAUUUUAAUUUUGAAUUGGAAUUUGACCCGAGAAUAUAGUAUCUUUUAGUUUUGUCACCAGCUUUUUUAAAAGAUUUGGAUAUAAAAGGGGAGGGGGUAAAAAUAACAGAUAAAAUAUUGCCAUCCCUGUUUCUACGAACUUUGGUUUUAGGCUUUUUCAGUAGGGAAAUAAUUUGUCUUGCCAGUAUUUGUGACUAUCAUUGUAUGCAAUGAAGCUUCAUUUGUUUACAAAUGUUAUUAUUUGAGCUUAAGACUAGUCUUGUGUAAAAAGGUUUUUCAGUGCAGCGGUUUAUUAUGAUUCAUUCUGUGAAUGAAAAAUAAUAUACAAAUAAAUAAACAUAUGUUACCAUGUGUAUACAUAUUUAUAUUGAUCAAUAACCAUGUACUGUUACAAUAUCAAAAUCAAAUAUACUUAUCAAUAAAUAAAUUACUGAUAAUUUUG